UCGGGUAGGCGGAACAACAGUCCGCGAUUGGUAGCGCACCGGUUCACACACUAGUAGACGAUGUUCCGCUCUCUGCGGGCGGUCGACGUUGAGUGACCCCGACAACGACGACGACGACGACGACGACGACACGGCUACGCAUCGACGUCGACGACGGGCGUUCAACCGCAACAGGCAUCGACGACUCGACGGCUACCAACGAGCACCAGGCGCUAUCUUCGCUAGGAAGGACAACGUCGCGAGGACGCGGCGACGUGACGACAUCGUCGAGGCACGUGAACGACGAGGCACGGGGCGCGCGCUGUCGCUUAACGCGCAUUGUCGCCUCUUUCGGCACGCGUAUGCAUUACGUACGCAUCGUAUACGUGCCCUCCGACGUGUCUCUGUGUUGUGAUGCCCUAUCGUCCGCCGGAAGAAGCGGAGCGCGCGCCUAAACGACCCUGUAUAUUUACUCCUCUAUACUCGUCGCGUAGUAGUUGUCUCGCGUGCAAAAAGAGUCGGUCAGUCGCGUCGCGCGGCCACGGAACAGAGUGAGAGAGUAGAGGAAGUGACUGUGUGUGUAUGUAUAUGUGUGUGUGUGUGGUGUGCGCGACGGAGAUCGAGGGAGAAAGAGAGAGACAGAGCGCGCGCGAGGCAUCAGGACGAAGGGGCGAGGCGUGUGAGGCAGGCUGAAGGCGUAAGAAGGAGAGGAGAAACGAGGGAGCGAGAGGGACUCUCGUCCCCCUUCCCCUCCCCACCUUCCUGCGCGCGAGUAGGAAGGAGAAAGAAGAGCGAGGCGACGACGGUAAGAAGGAGGAACCAAGAAGACUGUCCAGACGGUGCGCGCGAUACGCGCUGUUUCUAUACGGUGCUUUUUCGUGAGAAGAAUAACUUCUCUUGCGAAGCCGAGCGAGCCGCCCGCCCGCCGCGCAACCGUGUAUACGCGUGUGUAUGUGCGUGUGCGUGUGCGUCUACCGUACGAAUAUAGCGGAGCGCGGAGCCGCGUGUGUCGUUGAUCGUCGCAUCCCGUGUCGAUAUAUCGCGCGUGGAUCUCGGAACUUGGAGCGAGAUAAAUCGUCUUUCGCGACCACAUAACCACAUACACACACACACACACACACACACACACACACACACACACGUCUCUCUCGUGGAUCACGAUAUUCGCGAUCCGUGCCGUCGCGUCGCGUCGACGCGGUGUCCGUUGCGUAGCGCGGCGAUCGAUACUCGCGAUCGAUAUCGAGAAUUCUUGCGCGCGCGUUUGUGGGUACUCGGAUAUACGUGUCGCGGAACGUGCGCGCGCGCGCGCGCUUGAUCGCGCGGAAAAACUCUUAUUAUGCGACUACCAAAGUCGCGCCAUAAUCGCGAGCGGCGGGAAUCGAAUUAACCGGAGAAGAUAAAAGACUCAGCAGGAACAGCGGGAGAAGAAAGAGGCGGAGGAGGAGGAGGAGGCGGCGGCGGAGGAGGAGGAAGAAAGAUUUCAAGAUAGAGGGAGAUAAUCAUCGUGACGGACGAGGACACGACGACGAGCGCUCGACGAUCGCUCGCUCGUCGUCGGUUGCCGCGGCGGAGUCGCCGUUACGCGUGAGGUUUCGCCGCGCGGCAGCUGCAGCGGAAGCGUCGUCGGCGUCGACGGCGGCGGCGGCGGCGGCGGCGGCAACAGCGGCACAGCAACAGUAAGCACAUUGGCAGCAUCGGUGGCGGCGACAACGACGACGACGACGACGACGACGACACAACGGCUAAGGCAACCGGCUCGGGGACGUCGCAGAACAACGACGAGCAGCACGACGACGAGGAGGAAGAGGAGGAGGAGGAAGAGGAGGAAGAAGACGACGACGACGACGAGAGCGACGACGAUAGCGACGACGAGAUGGAGGAGAGUCAGCUGCUGAUGACGGAACUUCCAUCGCCGUUGACGCCGAGCGCCGGUGGUCGUGGCGGCACAACGCUGCUACACCGUCCAGGCCAUUACUCCCUGCAUCAGCCGCACCUGGCGAUCCCGACGUCGCAGAACCAGGCGAUUCUCCAGCAGCACAAUUCGAGCGGCGGCACGGCGCCGCAUUACGGCGGCAGUGCCGCCGAUGGCAAUGGCGCCUGCGGUGGCGGCGGUGCCGCCGGUGGUGGCGGCGGCGGCGGCGGCGGCGGCGGUGGAGCCGGUGGCGGUGGUACCGCGACCGCUGCCUCUCUCCCGACGGCCUACACCGUCAGCGGCUGCCAGGGUGGUAUCUCGUCGUCGCGGCUGCACCAGCUGCAUCCGCAUCAGGUGCAUCAGCGCGGCAUCACGACGACGCACGGCCAGCUCGCUCCAGCCAGCACCCACGUGUCCUCCCUCUAUCCGGAGAUUCUGGCCCUCAUCUUCAGCUACCUGGACGUCCGCGACAAGGGACGCGCCGCGCAGGUGUGCACCGCGUGGCGCGACGCCGCCUACUACCGCUCGGUUUGGCGAGGGGUGGAGGCACGGCUGCACCUCAGGAAGCAGGCACCGGCCUUGUUCGCCAGCCUCGUGCGACGCGGCGUCAAGAAGGUCCAAGUCUUGUCCCUGCGCCGCGGCCUCAGCGACGUGCUCAAGGGCGUGCCGAAUCUCGAGGCGCUCAAUUUAUCCGGCUGCUACAACAUCACCGACAUCGGUAUCACGAACGCCUUCUGCCAGGAAUACCCGUCCCUCACCGAGCUCAAUCUGUCGCUCUGCAAGCAGGUGACCGACACCUCUCUCAGCAGGAUAGCGCAGUACUUGAAGAAUCUCGAGCAUCUCGAGCUGGGCGGCUGUUGCAACAUCACCAACACCGGUCUCCUGCUGAUCGCGUGGGGCCUGAAGAAACUCAAGCGACUGGAUCUGCGAAGUUGCUGGCACGUCUCCGACAUAGGUAUCGCUCAUUUGGCCGGUCUGAAUCGCGAGACCGCCGACGGUAAUCUCGCCCUGGAGCAUCUGAGCCUUCAGGACUGCCAACGGCUGAGCGACGAGGCGCUCAGGCACGUGUCGCUCGGCUUCACCACUCUCAAGUCCAUCAAUCUGUCCUUCUGCGUGUGCAUCACCGACUCCGGUGUCAAACACUUGGCCAGGAUGUCGAGUCUGCGCGAACUGAAUCUGCGCUCGUGCGACAACAUCUCGGACAUCGGCAUGGCGUACUUGGCCGAGGGUGGCAGCCGCAUCACCUCGCUCGACGUAUCGUUUUGCGACAAGAUCGGCGAUCAGGCGCUCGUGCACAUCUCCCAAGGCCUGUUCAAUCUCAAAUCCCUCUCGCUGUCCGCCUGCCAGAUCAGCGACGAGGGUAUCUGCAAGAUCGCCAAGACCCUGCACGAUCUCGAGACUCUCAACAUUGGCCAGUGUAGUCGGCUCACCGACCGGGGUCUCCACACCGUCGCCGAGAGCAUGAAGAACCUCAAGUGCAUCGACCUUUACGGCUGCACGAAGAUCACCACCAGCGGCCUCGAACGGAUAAUGAAGCUGCCGCAGCUCAGUACGUUAAAUCUUGGUCUGUGGCACGUGCGGUGAUGGCUUUUUCCGUUGCUAAGUGCUCAGGACGAACGCUGUCAACAUCAUCGUCAUCGGCAUCGUCAUCGUCACCGAUGCAAUCCAAGGAAAACUUGGUCUUCGCGCGCAUGUUCACACUGCCGCAGGCGGUAAGUCCGUUGCUGUCUCUCCCGGCGCGACGCGUCGCGGCGCGGCGUGGCGCACGAAGUCGCCCGAACGCCCUCGACAUCGGCAUCUAUACGACCUCGUUGGCGAAUAGCGUUUAGCUCGUUUCUCCGCCCGAGACGGGAAUUCCCCCUUUUCCGAGGGGGGAAGCGACGCGCUCGUUCUCGAGAGGCACCGUUUCUCAAAAGCAAAUGGCAUUACGUCCCUUCGUGGAGCGCUUCCUUUUCCAAAAAAAAAAAAGAAAAAAAAACAGAAAAGAAAAAGAAAGCGACCGUUACGUGCAUACGUAUUUUCGAUCGUAUUUGAUCGUCGCGCGUCGAAGACGAUUUCUAGAUUAAUUAAAUGACGAGUUCGAUGAGUCUCAAACGCUUCGAUUUAACUCUCGACUCGCUCGAUCCUUGAAAAUUUAGGAGAAAAGAAUGAAACGAAUAUCGCGUGUAGGGUUUUCUCUCUCAUUGCCUCCGUGAGGCUACUACGAUCAUCGACGGUAUGCAUUUGGCAAUCGACAUAAUAUUUUUAGAUCAAAGAUUGGGAUUAACAUUAUUUCAACGAGUUUCUCUCUUUUUUUCUUUUUUUUUCUUUUUUUAGAAAAUAUGUGUCUGAAAAUGAUUAUUAUACGCAUUUACGUUAUAUAGUAAAAUCAUCUUCGGUAUAACAAAUUUGAACUCGAUGAAACAAUAACAAUUUCAAUCUCUAAAUUAGUCGUCUUUUCUUAUCGCGUUAUUUUUCUCAUUUACGCGGGUUUUGACAAAAAUAUAUUGAUAAAACGACUCAUAAUUUAACUAGAGAUGGGCAACUCUUUCACAAAAAUUUUUUUGAUUAUUAUAGAUCGAAAAAAUUAACUUGAAAAUCGAUUUGCUAAAAAAAUCAAAGAAUUGAUCUAUCAAAGAUCGAUCUUUUAAGCUUAUAAAAUAUUAAAUAUUAUUUGAGGCAAUUAUAUAAUUAUUAAUAAGUAUAACACAUUUUUGUUCAAAUAAGAAUAAUUGUUCGUUGCUGCAGUUUGACCAAUUACAUCUUAAAAAGCACAAAAUAUUUAUAAAACAUUUUUUAAAUAUUUAUAAAGAGAUUAAGAUUAGAAGUGUACAAAUAGUUGGAAUUCGAAUCGAAUCACAGUGGAAGAUCGCCCAUCCUAACCUAGAUUAAAUGUCUGUGCAUCCUGAAUAAAAACAGAGUACAUGACGUACUCUGAAAGCAUAUUUUUUUGUUAAAUAAGUUGAAUUAAUUCACAAAAAUGUUAUGCUUCCCGUUUUUUAUUUGGAUGUUUCGAAUAUAAAACGCGAUUUUCUUGACACUAAUUCUCUUAUCUUUCAUUGUGUUCUUAUCUGUAGCUAAUGAUUACGAUAUGUGCAAUAUGAAAUAGGAGCACUUUUUCUACAAGUUCUCUAUUUCUUUCCUCCCACGGAUUGUUAAAAACAGAGAGGCAAUGCUUGAACUUAUACCUCGCACAAAGUUUACCUCCUCAUCACUUGGGGCUCAUCAGUAAUCAGAAUAGAGUUGCGAGACAUAUCCAAAUCUAAUAUCCUCACCCAAGAUUCUUCCAACUCUUUAAUACACGUUAUUCACCAUCCUUAAUCCAAAUGACUGGAGUUGGACUUUUCUUGUAAAUUAGGAUUCUAGGAUUAAAGGUGUAUCGAGAAACUAAUUCUUCAAUGCCUUUGUUCAGAACGGUAGACUUUAGUGAUGGUUGAGCCUCAACAAAAUCAAGCCUAAUUCAGUUUGAUUUUGAACACUCAAAGCAGGUGUUGCACUGUGUGGGAGAAUAAAAUACUACUCACAUACCCGCAUCUUUUUUACACAAGAAGAAAUACAAUUGUACACAAUUCCUUUCAAUAAUAGUGUCAAUGUCCAUGUCAGGUACGACUUGUGUAAAGUCACUCACUUUCCUAGGAGACUGGAAGGAACUGGUAGAAAUAUCCACUAGAUCAAUGGAUCUCAAAUAAGUCUCUGAUAUACGGCGUUUACCAACUCCUGUUUGAGUAGACCUAAUAAUGAUUGUAGAUCUAAUAAUGAUGUCUAUACUGACAAGUCUGGUGAAUCACCAAGUUGUAACUCGGAGGGCUGGAAAACAAAUUCAGACUCAUCACCUAGCGAGUAUAUAUCCAUAAUUUAUUCCGUCUUAUAUUCCCCUUCAAAUUUUUUGGCAAUAUUUUUUUAUUACAAUAUUACAACCUAAUGGAUAUUUUUAUACAAGUACAAAAUAAUCCUUUAGGUUGGUUUGAGAAAUAAAAAUACCACUACUCUCACUAGUUAAUUAAAUUCAAUAGUUGAUUUGAUUUUUAUCAGUUAAGUAUUUAUUUUCAUUUGACUCUACAAUAUCCAUUGAUUGAUCAGAUAAAUUAAUCGAUUUAUUCUAGUUCAUUUUCUAAACAAUCAAAGUACUUUAUAUUUUCUUAUUUUACAUGAUAGUUUAUUCACGUAUGUAAUUUCUUUUGUAAUAAAAAAAAAAAAAAAGGAAACAUCUAAAAAUUCAGGUUUUUACGUAUAUUUUUAUCAGGUUUGAUAUAGAAAGAUUCAAGAUUAUUGCAAUAUUGCUGCUAAGAGCUAUGUGCUUUUUAUACUGGCAUGUCCUUGGUCUGUUCCGCGCUUCUUAAUCUGCAUAAUUUGCAUGUUUGACGUAAUAGUACAUCUAUCGGGUGUGAUUUAAAUUUCACGAUUUACAAUCAUUAUAAUUAUAAAAGUAGAAAAAUACAACAUUUUCUACCUUUUUAAAUGUUUGCGGAGUUAUGUAUUUUCUGUUAAUGGAAGACAUUUAUAUUAUGAUAUACUGAAAAAAUACAGUUAUGUAAUAUGGGAUAUACUAUACUGUGUCAUCGGCGAAUAACACCCUAAUGCUCGUAAAAAUCGCUAAAAGCAUUUUUAAACGCGCCAGGGAUUAAGCAAUAUUACGUUUCGUUUCACGAGCCGCAGGGCACAAAUUAUACAUAUCUUCUGUUUUCGCGGAAUAGAAUGACUAUUUUAUGUUUUUAGCAAGAUUUAAGUACUAUUAGUUGAGUUUGUUUCAUUUAAUAAAUACGAUGAUGUACGUUUCUUGGUUCACGUUGAUUUUCUAAAAUGUUUCAUCGGUGAAAGAAGUUUAUUUACAGAAAACUAAUUUGGUGUAUGUGGAAUCUAUAUUUGGGUUUUUUUACCGGUGACUGACCGCAAUUUUCUUCUUGACGAAAGGAAGCCGGAAUGAAUAAUAAGCCGCAAUAUUUAAUUACUAAAUCUGUUUUAUUGUCUUUUAAUAUUUAAUUAUCGAAGGAAAGGUGUGCUUCAAGUUUCUAUAUAGUUCUUAAUUUUCAAAGAAUUAAAAUGCACGAAGUGCUCACUUUUCAUUGUGAGAUAUCUCGAUUGUUUCACUUGUUAUAAUAUCUAUUGGAUAUUGAAGUAAAAUUAACGGAGGUAGGAGUACACUUACUUAUAUAGACAACUUCGCCAUGACUUCGAAUUGUUGCUGUAUAUCCAGGACCAUUCAUAUAUUUAUAAGCGAAUUUUAGAGGAGAGUUCUUUGUAGUCGUUAUGAUAUUUUGGAUGAUUUUUGUUUUUGCUAAACAAGAAUCAAAACUUAUUUUUCUAUCAAUUUGGUUUUUAAUAUGGCGCAUUGUAAAAACUAAUUUAGAAUUGAAAUAAGUCAUAAUAUUUAUAUUUUUGCCCUACUUUAUUUUGUCACACGAUAAUAUUAACGACAUCGUGUUGGUUAGAAGUGCUCAGCCAGUCACGAUCGGCUGGCUCAGUUGGAAACCAUUGGUUCGACACAUGCUGCCAAACUUUACGUACCAUAGCACCUGGAUAGGUUACCAACUCAUGAAAAGGUGUUGCAUUGGUGGUACUGUUCUCUUGAAAGUGACCUAUGACCAAGCAAAUCCAAUAUUAGUAGUACUAUUAUCAGACUGCUAAUACACGCGGAUUCUAUGGAACUUUAUCUCAGUAAAUUGGAAUGGUAAACCGAGAUUUGGUGAAUAACUCAAGUCAACUCAACGAUUCUUAAGUUAAAAGACAAAAAUCUGAUUGGUUAUCUCAAGCUCAUAUGGUAUAAGCAAUCGACGCGUGUUGGAUAUGAUAAAUUGGCGUGGAGCAGCAUUUGUCAUAGGACUAGUUAACCGUCAGCGUCUGAUGAUAGGAUCUGUUCGACGUUGUCUGUUCCGUCGGGAAGAUCGAAUCUCGGUAAGAAGACCUAUCAAGUAUGUAGGAAUGGAGACCAUGGCUUUACAAGAAUUAAUAAACAGAUGGUAAUAAUAAUUGUAAGCAUAGAAGUGUGGCCAAAAAAAACAGAGGCACUAUUGUUCUUUUCACCGAGCGUCCGAACAAUGCACUCUGAACACACUUUAACAAUUCAGAGCACUCCAUAAGGUAUGGAAGAAUCCCUAUGGCCAGAAGGGCGUUGACGUGCAAAUCACCAAGAAAGAAACAAGACUCCGUAAACCAAUAAAACUCAAAUUACUUCGAGUAUAAAUGUCUGCGAAUUCUCCGCGAAGCGAAAUCGGCCGCGUUAAAUUCGCGAAACUUUAAUUAAUUUACGUUUUGGACUUACUUACUCUUCUUCAGCAUAAAUUAUUUUGAUUGAGCUGAAUUAAGGAACAUAAGGAACAAUUAUAAUUAUUGAUAAUGAUGAAGGUUUUGGAAUACCAUAUUAGAUGACCGAAUCAAUUAAUAGUUAUGAUAUCGGAACUUGAUAAUUUAAAUAACUACAUUGGGAUAAAAAAUACGCGAUCGCCAAACAGAGACACAGCUAAACGCUACUGCGAACAACCCACAAAAAUAUUACAACAAUUAACGCGACUUAGCUAUGGCGUCGGCGACGCUCUCAGUAAACGGAACCAACGAAAAUUAAGGCGCGACUUGAUCGGAUAAGACGCACGACGGACAACACGCGAUCACCGGCGUGCUCCAAUUUCAGCGGAAAAUCUUUCAGUAACGCGGACUCUAAUUACGACGACCGCACGCGCGCGCGACUCAUCCGAUCGGCGAAAUCGGUGGAUUUACAAUGGCUCUCGUUCGUCUCACGACGCAGACCUGGCUCCAGGAAAAGUCGUCCUCACAUGUUAAAUUACA
Solenopsis invicta (red fire ant) is the source of this 8650-nucleotide messenger RNA. RefSeq names its product F-box/LRR-repeat protein 14 (gene Ppa). Gene Ontology annotation, cellular component: SCF ubiquitin ligase complex. Gene Ontology annotation, molecular function: protein binding. The record is from RefSeq and is a predicted model, not a curated record. NCBI's taxonomy places the organism in Eukaryota, Metazoa, Arthropoda, Insecta, Hymenoptera, Formicidae. Gene Ontology annotation, biological process: SCF-dependent proteasomal ubiquitin-dependent protein catabolic process.